This is a messenger RNA of Drosophila biarmipes, 1032 nucleotides long. It is a transcript of the gene fsd, whose product is annotated as transmembrane protein 183. The transcript is spliced from 2 exons. The record is from RefSeq and is a predicted model, not a curated record. The coding region runs from base 60 to 995 and encodes 311 amino acids. Gene Ontology annotation, cellular component: SCF ubiquitin ligase complex. Gene Ontology annotation, biological process: regulation of protein stability. Lineage: Eukaryota; Metazoa; Arthropoda; Insecta; Diptera; Drosophilidae. Gene Ontology annotation, molecular function: protein binding.
GCUGGCGGGCAUUGCCAACUCAAAAAUGAACAACAGCUGUUGAACCAGUUCGCCACAAUAUGAGUUUUGAUGCUGAUUGCGAUGAGUUUAUUCAAAACAAACUAUUUCGCACCAGGGGGAAAUGUGCAAUUUUUGCGCGCCAAUCGGAUGUCUACGUCGCGGUGAAGCAAAAGUCCACUGUCCGAGCCACUGCACCCACUUUGGCCAUGGCGGAGAGCAACAACAACGUGAUAAGCAUGCGGCAUGACAUCUGGUUUCACAUAUCCAUGCACAUUGACCCGGAGGACGUGCAAACCUUCGCCCUGAUAUGCAAGCAAACCGCCAGACUGGUGGCUUCGCGAGCCUUCUGGCGCAAUCUCUACCGCCGACACUGCACCGGAGCCACCUCCGGCUGGAAUCUGGAUCUGCCCGCCCAGCUGCAGCUAGAGCAGAUCCACAACUGUGAUACCCGAGCCCUUAGAGCCCUCGUCAUCGAGGCUCUAUUCCACUGCCACCGCCCGCUGAAGAUUCGCCUGGAACUGGGCUACAACCUGGACUGGCUCGUGCAGCGCAUCUUUGUGUCUUGUUGGCAGACGCAGUAUCAGUGCCUCUGGAUCAUGUGCUAUAAGUUCUGCAACCGACAGCCGCAAGGGCAGCACGAAUCAGAGAUGGAUAGCAGCGAAGUGGUAAACAAUUGGGAAUCUUUGGCGGAUGAUGAUGCGGGGCAAUUAGUGCCCACCUUGGGAAAUUCCAACGAAGGGGUGGUUCUCCUUAUAGUGCUGUGCCGCCACUUUGUCCCCACUCCCAAUCAGUUGUCCUACAGCCAGCAAGAGGCGCGGUACCGCCUACGGGCCACCCGGGAACUGCUAUGCACGGACAUGCGAGCCAAGAACCUGGAGCUGGACUUCUCCGAAGAUGGGUGCCAAAACGUAUCUGUAACCGUUAAGUAUGCUCGCAUCGAAAAGUACAAAGUAUUGCCCUGGUGGCAUCCAGACUUCCAGAGAUUCGUGAAAUAAACCGCUCACCCCGACUUGAUGCAACGAUAACAGCCUA